AUGAAUGUUUUCCUCUUGCCAUCAAACACUUGCAAGGAGUUAGAGCGGCUUAUGGCCAAGUUCUGGUGGCACUCAGAUUCAAGUAGCGGUAAGGUUUCAUUUGGCGUAGUAUUCUUGAAGCAAAUUAAAGAUCUUAUCCACACCUGUGCUCAAAGAACAAUUGCUAGUGGGAAAAAUGUCUCCAUUCUAAAUGAUCCUUGGCUUCCACAUAAUUCAAACAAGUAUGUUGUCUCACGGAACCCUACUCUUGUGAAUAAUUCGGCCAGCUGCCUCUUUCAAGUCGGUACUCGAGCGUGGGAUGAGGAUGUUAUGAGGGACCUGUUUGUUGCCCGUGAUCAGGACCUUAUUUUGUCCAUUCAGCUUAGUCAUUCGGCAGCUAAUAAUGGUUGGAGUUGGCGACUUGAGACUUGUGGGAAUUAUUCGAUCAGUAAUUUUUUAUGGCGAGCUGCUUCGGGUGUGCUUCCAACUUGUUUUCAACUCCAAAAGCGUCAUGUUCCUGUCAAUGCCGACUGCCCUUUGUGCAACCCUAGUACUGAAACUAUUCAACAUGCGUUGGUUGAAAAUUCAUUUGCAAAGGCUGCUUGGCAUCGCAGCAUAGUGGACGUCGGGGCUGGGGCUGCAACAUUCAACAGCUGGUUGUUCAGAAUUUCCAUCAGGGGGCACGAAUUUGAAAUGGAGGAAGUGGCGAUGGUGAGUUGGGCUAUUUGGCGUGCCCGGAAUGACUUUGUUUGGCAAAAGAAGAGUUGGCUUGCUUCAAAUAUUAUAACAUCAGCUAGAACCAUACUUGAUCAAUACAAAUUUGCUCAGGGAAGGAAGGGCCUUUCGUUGUCUCCUUUGAAUGAUGGGGGCGGAACUGUGAGCGUUAGAUUGCACCUGUGUUAA
Molecule: messenger RNA, 882 nt
Organism: Cannabis sativa
Lineage: Eukaryota; Viridiplantae; Streptophyta; Magnoliopsida; Rosales; Cannabaceae
Exons: 3
Coding region: 1-882 (293 amino acids)
Source: RefSeq, a predicted model, not a curated record